Dovyalis caffra is the source of this 768-nucleotide messenger RNA. Lineage: Eukaryota; Viridiplantae; Streptophyta; Magnoliopsida; Malpighiales; Salicaceae. The record is from the annotation of a GenBank genome assembly.
AUGUAUCGUUGUUCGUGUCUACCUGGGUACGAACCCAAGAAUCCAUGGGACUGGUUGCAGAGGGAUGGAUUAGGUGGUUGUGUCAGGAAGCGUCAAGAGUCUUCCACUGUGUGCGGGCAUGGAGAAGGGUUUGUGAAAGUGGAAAUCAAAUUGCUUUGUGAUACUUCAGCAGCAGUUUGGUUGGAUAUGAGCAUGAGUCGUGCAGACUGCGAACAGGAAUGCAAGCAGAAUUGUUCAUGCUCAGCAUACGCAGGUGUAGAUGUUCCUGGUAAAGGGAGUGGUUGCUUGACAUGGUAUGGGGGAUUAAUAGACACAGUUCAAUCUGACAGGAAUGACAUAUAUGAUCUGUAUGUUCGUGUUGACGUACUGGAAUUAGCUGAGUAUGCAAUAAAAUCUAAUGGUUCUCAUGAAUGGAAGGAGAUGCUGGCAAUGCUUGUACCAUCUGUCGCUUCAGCAUGGUUUGUCAUUAGCCUAUGUGCUUAUUUCUGCGUAGGAAGAGGAGGAAAAGAAAACCAAGAAAGUGCUUUGGUGGCGAAUGAGCUGCAGGAAAGUAGGAAUGAUGCUGACUUGGAAUUUUUCAAGCACAGCACCAUAUCUGCUGUAAUUCAUCUUGGUCGGUCGGCUUCGAUGACCAUUCGAUCCAAUGUAGACCAAAUUAAUCUAUUGUCUCUAGAGAUGAUUGUAAAAAGGAGAGGAAUUGAGGACCUGUCUGCCAGAGUUGUACGAGAAACUACUGGAAGCAGUACAACCUUGAAGCCUCUGGACUGA